This is a messenger RNA of Aphanomyces astaci, 1999 nucleotides long. RefSeq lists its product as hypothetical. Gene Ontology annotation, biological process: nucleotide-excision repair; telomere maintenance via telomerase; double-strand break repair via homologous recombination. The coding region runs from base 17 to 1912 and encodes 631 amino acids. Gene Ontology annotation, cellular component: DNA replication factor A complex; nucleus. NCBI's taxonomy places the organism in Eukaryota, Oomycota, Saprolegniomycetes, Saprolegniales, Verrucalvaceae. The transcript has 4 exons. Gene Ontology annotation, molecular function: single-stranded telomeric DNA binding; damaged DNA binding. The record is from RefSeq and is a predicted model, not a curated record.
AUUUUGCCACCAAACGAUGACCCAGCUGACGCCGAAUGCCGUGCCGACGCUGCACAACCGCCAGAACCCCGACGGCUUUGAGCCGUGGGUGCAAGUGAUUGACUUGAAGAAGAUCGUGUCGGCCUCAGGGAAGGGAGGGGAUCGAUAUCGCUUGGUGCUGUCGGAUGGCCAAUACUACAUGAGUGGAAUGUUAUCGACCCAACUCUCCUCGACGCUGGAGGAUGGUAGUUUGGCGGUGAACUACUUCAUUCGCCUCAAGGACUACGUUGGGAACACAGUGCAAAACCGAAAGAUAUUGAUUGUUUUGGGGAUCGCAGACAUUCAACCUGGAUACGAACGUGUCGGUGCACCAGAAAGCAUUGACAAGGCAGGUGGCGCUCCCGCCGCCGCCCCGGUGACAACAACCCACCACCACGCACCCGCGCCAUCAUUAUAUCAAGCCCCGCCUGCCCCCGCGUAUCAGGCAGCCGCUCCUCAGUCCACCUACCUCCCGCACCAAAGCACAGCGCCGCAAGCAGCCGCUCCCCGCAACCCGUACCAAAAGACGACGACCCCAGUCAAGAAUCACGCGCCCGUCGUCCGCGAAGACCCUGGCAUCCGCGUGUCGGACAUUGCAUCGUUGAACCCGUACUCUGGCGGACGCUGGACCAUCAAGGCGCGGGUGACGGCGCGCUCGCCCGUAAAGAACUGGACCAACGCCCGGGGGCAAGGCAAGCUGUGCAGCGUCGACUUGUUGGACGCCAAGGGCGGCGAGAUUCGCGCGACCUUGUUCAACGACGCCGUGGAUGCGUUCUACGAUCGGUUGAUUCCGAACGGCAUUUUCUACUUCUCGGGGGGCAAGAUCAAGAUGGCGAACCGCAAGUUCUCGGCCAUCAACAACGACUACGAAGUCACAUUCGACACGUCGUCCGACAUUGUGGCCGCGCCGGACGAUCAUGCGAUCCAAGCGGUCUCGUACAACUUUAAACCUAUUGCCUCGAUCGAGUCGUUGCCAGUGGAUUCCACCAUCGACUUGAUUGGCAUCGUGAAAACUGUCGGGCCGUGCACAGAGCUCACGUCGAAAGCCGGCAAGCAACUGCAAAAGCGAGAUUUUACCAUGGUUGACGACACCCUCGCGGAAAUCAAAGUGACCGUGUGGAGCGAACGCGCGACCGAUCCCGCGUGCGACGGCUGGGCUAACCAGGUGCUGGCAAUCAAGGGAUGCCGAAUCAGCGACUACAGCGGGCGCACACUGGGCACAUUUUCGUCCACGAGCUUUGUGACGAAUCCAGCACUGCCAGAAGCGGCCCGGCUGCUGUCAUGGUACAGCGCGGGUGGUGCGUCCACGAGCACCAAGUCGCUCAGCAGCGGCGGCAGCGGCGUCGGCGGCGGCAUGGGGCCGUUUGACCAACGCUCUAGCAUUGCUGACAUCAAGGACAAGCGGUUGGGGUAUGGCCAAAAGCCCGACUACAUCACCGUGAAAGGCACGGUGAGCUUUAUCAAGCACGACACGGGCGUGUGGUACCAAGCGUGCGUCAAGUGCCAGAAAAAGGUGGUGCCCGACGCUGCGCAGAAUUUCAACUGCGAAAAGUGCCAGACUGUGUACGCCAGCUGCGAGAACCGAUACAUUUUGUCCAUGGUGAUUCAAGAUGCGUCGGGGUCGUCGUGGACGUCGUGCUUUAACGACCAAGGCAAGAUCGUGAUGCAGGGCAAGUCGGCGGACGAACUCGCCGAGCUCAAAGACACCAACAUGGGGCUGUUUGAAGGCAGUUUCAAGCAAGCGCAGUUCAGACCGUACCUGUUCCGCAUGCGAUGCAAAGCCGAGCCGCUCAACGACGAAGUGCGCGUGAAGGCGCAAAUUGUCAACUUGGAAGCCCUCAACUACGUGACCGAGUCGACCGAGUUACUCGACGCGAUUGCCAAAUUGGCGUAAAGUACACGGACAAGUGGUGUUUUGUAUACCAGCUCAAGAUCGUGACGAAUUGCCAUCAAAUAUAUAUAUAUAUAUAUAUAUGAAUUC